Molecule: messenger RNA, 3021 nt
Organism: Populus trichocarpa (black cottonwood)
Lineage: Eukaryota; Viridiplantae; Streptophyta; Magnoliopsida; Malpighiales; Salicaceae
Product: putative disease resistance protein RGA3
Exons: 1
Coding region: 130-3021 (963 amino acids)
Biological process (GO): defense response to other organism
Molecular function (GO): ADP binding
Source: RefSeq, a predicted model, not a curated record
UUUGCAUCCCCUUUCCAUUUCUCCUCUUUUCUCAACCAAUCAAUUACUCCCUAUAUUGCACAUUCUCGUAUUUAAAUUCCUUUUAUUUCAAUUUUAUCCUCUCUCAACCAUUCCUUAGUUCUGAAUAAUAUGGCUGAUGCUCUUGUUUCCGUAGUCUUGGAGCAGCUGAGCUCAAUCAUUAUUCAGGAAGUGCAACGAGAAGUGAGGCUCGUUGUUGGUGUCGAGAACGAGGUUAAAAAGCUUACCAGCAAUUUCCAGGCCAUCCAAGCUAUGUUUGCCGAUGCAGAGGAAAGACAGUUGAAGGAUCAGUUGGUCAAACAUUGGUUAGAUCAGCUCAAAGACGUAUCUUACGACAUGGAUGAUGUUUUGGAUGAGUGGGGCACUGAAAUUGCAAAAUCGCAAAGCAAGGUAAAUGAGCAUCCCCGCAAGAAUACAAGGAAGGUAUGCUCUUUCAUGAUCUUCUCUUGCUUUCGUUUUAGAGAAGUUGGUUUGCGUCGUGAUAUUGCUCUUAAGAUUAAAGAAUUGAAUGAAAGAAUAGAUGGCAUUGCGAUUGAGAAAAAUAGGUUCCACUUCAAAUCAUCUGAAGUUGUAAUUAAACAGCAUGAUCAUCGGAAAACUGUUUCUUUUAUAGAUGCAGCAGAAGUGAAAGGUAGAGAAACGGAUAAAGGCAGGGUGAGGAAUAUGUUGUUGACUGAGAGUAGUCAAGGACCAGCCCUCCGUACAAUCUCUCUAGUAGGGAUGGGAGGGAUAGGAAAGACAACCCUUGCUCAACUAGUUUAUAAUGAUCAUGAGGUGGAGAUCCAUUUUGAUAAAAGAAUAUGGGUUUGUGUAUCAGAUCCCUUUGAUGAGACAAAGAUUGCCAAGGCAAUCCUUGAAGCUCUUAAGGGGUCUGCCUCAGAUUUAAUCGAAUUGCAGACUUUACUAGAAAACAUACAACCAUUGAUUAGGGGAAAGAAAUUCUUGCUUGUCCUAGAUGAUGUGUGGAAUGAAGAUUCCACAAAGUGGGAGCAACUGAAAUACUCCCUCAUGUGUGGUUUGCCUGGAAGUAGUAUUCUGGUGACCACACGUAAGAGAAAUGUCGCGAGUAGGAUGGGCUCCUCACCCACUGACAUUUUAGAACUAGGACUUCUCUCUACAGAUGAAUGCUGGUCACUAUUCAGUCGGCUAGCAUUUUUUGAAAAAAACAGUAGAGAGAGAGGAGAUUUAGAAGAUAUUGGUAGACAAAUCGCAGCUAAGUGUAAAGGCUUGCCUCUUGCUGCAAAGAGUCUAGGAAGUCUUUUGCGCUUCAAAAGUAGAAUAGAAGAGUGGGAAAGUGUCUUGAACAGCCAUGUCUGGGAGAGUGCUGAAGAAGCUGAAAGCAAAAUUUUGGCUCCUUUAUGGUUGAGCUACUAUGACCUGCCCUCUGAUAUGAGACGAUGUUUCUCAUAUUGUGCAGUCUUUCCAAAAGACUUUACAUUUGAAAGAGAUACUUUGGUCAAACUGUGGAUGGCACAAGGUUUCCUUCGGGAAACACAUAAUAAAGAGAUGGAAGUAAUAGGUCGUCAGUGCUUCGAAGCUUUAGCUGCUCGCUCUUUCUUUCAAGAUUUUCAGAAAGAAACGGGUGAUGGAAGCAUUUAUGCUUGUAAGAUGCAUGACAUGGUGCAUGAUUUGGCACAAAACUUGACAAAAAAUGAAUGUUCUAGUGUAGAUAUUGAUGGUCCGACAGAGUUGAAGAUAGACUCCUUUUCUAUAAAUGCCCGACACUCCAUGGUAGUGUUUAGAAAUUAUAACUCAUUUCCUGCAACCAUCCAUAGUUUGAAAAAGCUUCGCAGCCUGAUUGUUGAUGGUGAUCCUUCAUCGAUGAAUGCAGCCUUACCUAACUUAAUAGCUAAUUUGAGUUGUCUAAGAACAUUGAAGUUGUCAGGAUGUGGAAUUGAAGAAGUCCCAUCCAACAUAGGAAAGUUGAUACACCUGAGGCAUGUUGACUUCUCUUGGAAUGAGAAUAUCAAGGAGUUACCUGAAGAGAUGUUUGAAUUGUAUAAUAUGCUAACUUUAGAUGUCUCAUUCUGUAAUAAACUUGAAAGGCUGCCUGAUAACAUAGGAAGACUAGCCAAAUUAAGACAUCUCAGUAUUCACGAUUGGCGCGACUUGUCGUUUGUAAAGAUGAGAGGAGUUAAGGGGUUAACUUCUCUUCGGGAAUUAGAUGACUUCCAUGUGAGUGGUAGUGAUAAAGAGUCUAAUAUUGGGGAUUUGAGAAACUUGAACCACCUUCAAGGAUCUCUUAUGAUAAGUUGGUUGGGAGACGUGAAAGAUCCUGAUGAGGUUAAGAAAGCAGAACUUAAUAGUAAGAAACACCUCGCUCAUUUAGGUUUAAAUUUUCAAUCGAGGACAGAUAGGGAGAAAAUUCAUGAUGAUGAAGUCCUUGAAGCCUUAGAACCACCUCCAAACAUUUAUUCAUCGCGAAUAGGUUAUUACCAAGGAGUCAUCCUCCUUCGGGUGUUUCCUGGAUGGAUUAAUAAACUAAGGGCUGUUGAACUCAGGGAUUGGAGGAAGAUUGAGAAUCUGCCUCCUUUAGGGAAGUUGCCAUCUCUUGAAGCAUUGCAUGUAAUUGGGAUGGAAUGCGUGGGGAGGGUGGGGCGUGAAUUCUUGGGAUUGGGAGAUGAUAGUGACAUUAGUAUUGGAGAAAUGACAUCAUCAUCAUCAAAUACUAUUAUCGCAUUCCCCAAGUUGAAAAGUCUUUCCUUUUGGGAUAUGGAAGAGUGGGAAGAGUGGGAAGGAGGAGAAGGAGGAAAUGAAGAUAAAACAAACAUCUCCAUUUCAACCAUAAUUAUGCCAUCUCUUCGUUCCUUGGAAAUUUGGGAUUGCCCAAAACUGAAAGCACUUCCGGAUUACGUGCUCCAGUCAACAACUCUUGAGCAACUGAAAAUCAGAGGCAGCCCAAUUCUAGGAGAACAAUAUUUGAAAGAAGGAGGAAAGGGCUGGCCCAACGCCUCUAGAGCAACUGCGAAUCUCAAACAGUCCAAUUAUAGCAGCGCAAUUUAA